Molecule: messenger RNA, 1172 nt
Organism: Gastrolobium bilobum
Lineage: Eukaryota; Viridiplantae; Streptophyta; Magnoliopsida; Fabales; Fabaceae
Product: tobamovirus multiplication protein 2B-like
Exons: 7
Coding region: 27-488 (153 amino acids)
Source: RefSeq, a predicted model, not a curated record
AUCAGUAAAAAAUUAAGCAUAAAGGGAUGAAAAAAAUGGAACUUCGGCGAAAUGACCCAAUAAUUAAUACAACAAACCGAAAAAGUUCGUUGUGGCGAUCGAUGGCGACGCCAGGCUCAGCCGCAAGCGGCGGAGCGUCGGCGAAGUCCAUGGUGGCGGAACAGAUCUCUCAGGCGGUGCAGUCCACCUCCAACCUCCUCCACCUCAUGCAACAGACAUCUCCUGCACAGGCUCAACUCAUUAAGCUUCCUAAGAACCUUUUGGCAAAGGUUUCCACCAUCAAGAAUACAGAGCAGGUUUUAAACCAGAUGCCUAGGGUAAUAUCAGCUCUGGAUGCUCAUAUGGAAAAUGGGUUACACAAUAUUCCACAUCUGAAGACUGUGGUUCAGUUACUUGCAAAUAUGGAAAGCAGCCAGCUUAGUUCAUUGUCCCAAACCCAUCCUCUCAAGGAACUUGAACCAGGGAACCAUUCUCAAGGGACAGGUUAAUGGAAUGUAUGUUGCUUGGGAGUCUCACCUCUCAUCUAUUCAUGCAGAAUUUUUGGAAGAUCUGUGAGUGCAUUGGAUUCUAUUUGUGGUGUGGACCCUUGUGAUACCGAGUUCGAGUCGGAGGGGCAUACGGGUACAGGAUCAGGUACCUCGGGGGUUAAUACCUCGGGUGGCAGGAGGUCGGAGCUGAGUUGAGAUUUAUGUUUUUAUGAUGAUAUGCUUGGAUGCUGACAUGUUUUACAUUUAUUAUGAUGUUAUUGGAUUUGAGACUAUGUUGGACUUUGUUGCCAUAUUUGGUGAGCAUGGGGAUUGUUCAUGUCACAUUGAUGUUAGUUAUGCUUGUAGUUUUGAGUUGUAUAAACUAUUAGGAUGGUCCGGUCUACGUGUUGUAGUUCCGUGACUAGAGACAUAUUUACUUAAUAUAUGAGGUAUUUCAGUUAGUUGUUUGAUUGCAAAUUAUAUACCGGCAAUGUUUUGAAAAUGAUUAAAUAAUCAACUUGGUAAAUGAUAAUGACGUCAUAAUUGAAAAGAAAAAGUUUAUUUCGUAUUUUAAUUAAGCGUAGCUUAAUACGAUUACAUGAUAACAAAUCGGGUAUACACGGGGUGUUACAUGAUGCAUCUUUUAUUCUUUUUAUUUAAAUCAAUUUUCCUUUUGUUGCUAUGGUACUAUUUCCAGACAGAAAA